Messenger RNA from Paramormyrops kingsleyae, 4735 nucleotides. RefSeq names its product septin-8-A-like. The record is from RefSeq and is a predicted model, not a curated record. Lineage: Eukaryota; Metazoa; Chordata; Actinopteri; Osteoglossiformes; Mormyridae. Gene Ontology annotation, molecular function: GTP binding.
AUGGCUGCCACGGAUGUAGACAUAUUUCCCAUUGAAGAAAAGCGAACCCUUGACUUGGGGGGGCGCGUUGGCUUUGACAGUCUUCCUGACCAGUUGGUUAGUAAAUCGGUAACACAAGGAUUCUGCUUCAACAUCCUCUGUGUUGGUGAAACCGGUAUUGGCAAGUCCACUCUAAUGAACAGUCUUUUUAACACGACAUUUGAGACUGAUGAAGCCAACCACUACCAGAAUGGCGUAUAUCUGAGACCCAGGACAUAUGAGCUGCAGGAGAGCAGCGUCCAGCUCAAGCUUACGAUCGUAGACACGGUGGGGUUUGGGGACCAGAUCAACAAAGACGAGAGCUACAAGCCCAUCGUCGACUACAUUGACAGCCAGUUUGAGAAUUACCUUCAGGAGGAGCUGAAGAUCCAGCGCUGUCUCUUUGAUCACCACGACACGAGGAUCCACAUCUGCCUGUACUUCAUCGCCCCCACUGGACACUCACUGAAGUCUCUGGAUUUAGUCACCAUGAAAAAACUGGAUAGCAAGGUUAAUAUUAUACCUAUCAUAGCCAAAGCCGACACAAUCUCCAAGGGUGAACUGGACAAGUUCAAGAUCAAGAUUAUGAGCGAGCUGGUCAGCAAUGGCGUCCAGAUCUACCAGUUCCCCACAGACGACGAGGCCGUCGCAGAGAUUAACUCGUCCAUGAAUGCGUACCUGCCCUUCGCCGUGGUGGGAAGCACAGAAGAGGUGAAAGUGGGAAAUAAGCUGGUGCGGGUGCGGCAGUACCCCUGGGGCGUGGUGCAGGUGGAAAACGAGAGCCACUGCGACUUUGUUAAGCUGAGAGAGAUGCUGCUCCGCGUGAACAUGGAGGACCUGCGCGAGCAAACGCACGUACGGCACUACGAGCUGUACCGCCGCUGCAAGCUGGAGGAGAUGGGCUUCAAGGACACGGACCCUGACAGCAAACCCUUCAGCCUACAGGAGACGUACGAGGCCAAAAGGAAGGAGUUCCUUGGGGAUCUCCAGCGCAAGGAGGAAGAGAUGAGGCAGAUGUUCGUCAGUAAGGUGAAGGAAACAGAAGCGGAGCUGAAGGAGAAGGAGAGAGAGCUGCAUGACAAGUUCGAGCAGCUUAAGCGGCUGCACCAGGAGGAGAAGAAGAAGAUGGAGGAGAAGCGGCGGGACCUGGAGGACGACCUGAACGCCUUCAACAGGAAGAAGAUGGCAGCAGAGACCUUACAGGCUCAGUCACUGCAAGGAUCCUCACAGCAGCCCCUCAAGAAGGACAAGGACAAGAAAAAUUAAUAUGUGGGAACAGCCAGUCCAGGCCAGCUGCAGAUUUGUCUUCCAUCACCAUAGCGACGUAAAGCCGUUUUCACCGUUUUUCUGUUGUGACCUCAUGACAUUGUGUUUGUGGACCAAAGACCAUGAUGGACAGGGAACAGUGGACUGUGGAGUAAUUUAACAGCCUUACUUUUUAUUUGUAUUUAUUAUUACUAUUAUUAUUAUUAUUAUUGCUUUUUUUUACAUCAGCCAGGUUGUCAAACAUGCAGGACUUUUAAAUACUACGUUUUAUUUCCAAGAUUGAUUUACGAUCGCGGAUCAGAAGGGAAAAAAUCUAUGCAAAAUAAGUGUGUCAGUGCGUUCCUGCAGGUAAGCUGAGUUUGCUAUUUAACGUACUGUGUGUAGAUUAGCACUAAAGUAGCGUUAGAAAGCUUCCUUUGUACAGUAUGAAAUAUUGUCUGAGCCAUACUGAGUCUGAACUACCUUCAUGUAACUUUGUCUAUUUAAAAGGUAUAUUACAUGUAUAUUUAUAGUUGCAGAAACAUAGUUAUCACUGAAAUUCUGAAUACAUUAAUGAAUCCAUUGCUGUUUUAUAUUAAUUCCAGAUUUGCGUGUGUGUGUUUGUAUCUUAAGAAUGUAGUUUCAGGUAGAAUGUGUAUAGGUGUUACAAUUAGACUUUCUUUAAUAUUUACAUUCAUAGUACAUAAUAAAUAUGACUUUACAGAGUCAAAUGAAAGGAGAAAUGCUGAACACGUCUUGGGUUAGGAUAUAGAGUAUCUUUAAACUAGGAACAACUGAAGGCAUUUUUACUGAAGAUAAAGUUAGAAAAAUCACAGUUCUGUACUAGAUAAGAAGCUGGUAUCACUGAAGCUGACAUUCACUUCAGAAUUGGGUCAGUGGUGUGUCCAUCCAUCCAUCCAUCCAUCCAUCCAUCCAUUCUCUAAGCCAGUGUUUCCCAAUCCGGUCCUCAGUCACCCCCAGACGGUCCACAUUUUUGCUCCCUCCCAGCUCCCUGCCAGACAGUCUGUGGGUCCCCAAGGGCCAGAUCGGAAACAUUGCUCCAAACUCUUAUCUUUGUUAGGGUCACAGGUACAUUUUGUCCUGUCUUUGUCAAAUUCAUUGAUUAAUCCCUUAUGAUGUGUAAUUAUAGGUAAUAAUCAUUUCCUUAUUAUCUCGGUGUGUUUUAUUACUCCCUUUUCCAUGUAAAGCAGCUCUGUAACAGGAUCCCUCUAUAUAUACUUAAAUAUUACAUGAUAUGAAAUGAUGGCUAACAAACAUAAACAAGUGGUCUGUAACUCUAAGGUGGAAUGCAGGACAGAAAGAAUGGGCUAAAAGUGGUGCUGCUUCCCGGCAGCUUAGGGAAUGUGUGGAAGCUCCCAUCCCCUCUCUCUGCUCCUUAAUCACAAAUGCACAUAUGGUGAUUUGAAAGAGGACAAACAAGGGUUCUCUGCAAAGCCCCGUGAAAAAGCUUACAGUGAGGCCCAGAGCCAUCCGCUCCUGGGCAGCCUCCUGUUCAUAAGCAGGCAAGCGUGCCGUUCCUCGGCGAAGCACAAAAAGAGGGCUGCAGUGGAAUUUGCAAUGCGUGUCUUUAUGCAUGGAUAUAUAUUUAUAGUCCUGUGGGUAUGUACACUUCCUUGUGAUCUGUGGGGUUCUGUUUCACGUUUGUGAAAAAUCCAGAUAUUUUAAGAAGGUACACGGACAGUAAAGCCAGAGUGCGGAUGUUUGAGGGCAGUAAACACGAGCAGAGGCCCCGGGGCUCCUUGGGGCAGAACCACCAGAGGUGCAGCAGAGUAACUACUCGACACACUUCUCAGUAACGCUUCUCGAUUGGCCUGGGGACGCCUCGGCACCCCCCCCCCCCAAAGAGCUGAUAGAGGUAGCUGGGGAGAGGGGGGUCUGGGUAUCUCUCCUGAAGCUGCUACCCCCGCGACCCGAACCCCGGACAAGCGGGUGGUGAUGGAUGGAUGGAUAUGGGUGAUAAAGAACUUGUUUCAGAUUUUUGCCACGUUUACUGUCAAGCCAUACUAAUGUUAAAAGACCAACAUGUUAUUAACACAGAACAUCAGUAUUAACGGGAUGAAACGGCUCUGCUGCUAUUUUGUAGCCCUGUUUGCGUUAUUCCAUCUCAAAGGUUUUUCUUAAUAAUAGUAAGCAUACAUAAAUAUUAGCAAAAUUAAUUUAUUCAUACUUUUAGACCGAUAAAGAAGACUGAACUUGUGUUAUGUAAGCUGGUAUAUUAUUGUUUUUCUGGAAACUGCAUAUGGUUAGGAAUGGUUUCGUGAGAAUUAGCGCGGCAAUAAUCCUGUAUUUCUGCCCGUUAGAAUCACAGUUGGUACAGCUUUCAGACAAGCUUCCUAACAUUCCUAAAAAAUAAACAGAAGAUUACAGGCUACAUGAGAAAAUCCUUCCUUUAUUAAAUGAAUGGCUGUCUUUGUUCUGUUGCACUAGUGACCUUUACUUGCUCAAGCAGGGCCUAUUCAAAAAAGAAUCAAACGCCACAGUCACUACUUGUGUGAAAGAUCAGCAGUUUCUCAUUUAAAAAUGCAGACCUGUGUCAGGGAUUUGUUGCCCGACAGUUUGUUUAGCAUCCAGUCCUACAACAAAUGCUGCCGAUUGUGCCGGUGGGUUGUCCUGUAAUAGCACAGCAGCGGUAUCAUGGCCACCGUGUUCCCUUCCCUGGCCAGUCACCUGAUGUUCUGCUUUCUUCUUCCCCCUGUAGCUUCUUUAGUCUUCCAAGCUCAUGCUCCUUACCCUCAGGAAGGAAUUUAAAUUAGAAGAUUUUUAAAAGCCCAAAUCCACGCCCCCUCAACCACCACAAGCAGAGGAGUGACUUUGGCUCUUGUCACACUUGAGAUUGUUAUAUAUUCAGCACUUUACAUGGUGUGAUGUUCAUGAGGGGGUGUAGGGUGUGAGAGGAAUGUCGGCUUGGAGCUCGAGGUACCUGCGAGCCUCCGGUUGCCCCCAGCACCGUAGCCCAGCCCACUGUCUCCCACCGCUCCACGCUGGUGCUUGACGUCAUGACUUCCUGCGUGACGUCAGCUCCACGCUUGCUUGACACAUGCUUCUGUCAUUGUAACCGGUAAGCUGCAGUUAUAUGGGUUGGUCAUUUUUUCAUAUCUACACUGUCAUUGUGCCUGUAGACGCCACUGGUCACAAGGUUUCGUGGUAAGGCACGCUAUCGCCGCCCUGCAGGAGGCCGUUGGCGUUUGUAUAUACACUUACAUGUUGGUUUUUCAUUUUCACUCCUUCCCAGAUGUGCCCGUGUUGUGCCAAAUGUGUCAUUUUUGGAUUGUAAAUGCAUUAUUCAUCAGGAAUAUUUAUAAACCAACUAGCAGUUAGAAAAGAUAUACACUUAUUUAUAAAAAAAACAUGAAUUUUGAAAUUGAUAUCCCCAAAUUGCUAUGAAUAGUUUACGUAUGGUACAUAUUUGUAUUUGCUUGCCAACAAUAAAGCCUAUGUUUUUAAAAAUAAA